AUGAUCAAGACUCUUUCGUUGUCGCUGUGGUUGACAUCGAUGGUUCGCCUCGUACCUGCUUCUCCAGCCGUUGAGUUGGAGGCUAGGGCUACCCCGGACAACAUCGUCUACAUCACUGAUGCGCAGAAAUAUUGUAUGAUCAUGCCCAAGAACCCGCAUACGAAUAUUGGGGACAGCGAGUACCCUGGCGGGAUGACGACGUAUUGCUCUCCCCAAGGAAAGUAUGAUCCGUCGCAGGGUACUUUACCCGCAAAUGUCUGGAGUAACGUCGAGUUUAAGACUGGGAGGAGUGCGAGUGGGGCGAGGUUCGCCCAGCUGACCGGGUGCAUCAGACCUGAGUUGGUGGACAGGCUGAAUGUGAAUGAUGGAGGAGGACAGUAUGAUUCGAGUGGAGGGGAUGGAAGACACGGGAAUCCUGCUGGAAGUGUUUGUCUGGGCUACAACCAUUACGUCGAACUGGUCGAACCAGCGGAUCGUCGUGCUUGCAUCAAGUGCUGCGACAAUUACUGGGACUGUCCUCUGGACCGAGAUACGUCUGGCUGUCCGGCGGUCAUACAGGGAAAUUACUUCAAUUGCGGGUGA
Molecule: messenger RNA, 582 nt
Organism: Coprinopsis cinerea okayama7#130
Lineage: Eukaryota; Fungi; Basidiomycota; Agaricomycetes; Agaricales; Psathyrellaceae
Exons: 6
Coding region: 1-582 (193 amino acids)
Source: RefSeq, a predicted model, not a curated record